AUGGAACAAGACCUUGAGAUAUAUGAUAUCCCGAAUACGACACUCCCGUCGACGCGAACGAUUCCUUUUGCCGUCCGCGAUGAGCCACGAUCGCCUAUCACUGCGAGUAUGAGACUGCGAUGGACAGUGUCACCUGCGUCUGCGACUUGGGGGACCCAGGGCGGCUGCUUCCCUCUUCGCGAUAGUGCAUGCUUACCGAACAAUCAGCCGACAGGCGCUGCCACCCAGUCUCCCUUGUCUCACAACCACCAACGCCUGCGACCUCCACCCCGCCAAUGCAUGCGUACCAACGCCAGGCAAUCUCAAGAUCUCAUCCCUGGUGUGCACGGCUCCCCGCCAACUCAGGGCACGACUCAUCCAGCUGGCAUGACACCAUCUCUCACGCGCACCCUUGGCUUUACGACGGCGACGAUAAGAAGCGCAGCAUAA
This is a messenger RNA of Pleurotus ostreatus (oyster mushroom), 429 nucleotides long. RefSeq lists its product as uncharacterized. The record is from RefSeq and is a predicted model, not a curated record. The transcript is spliced from 2 exons. Lineage: Eukaryota; Fungi; Basidiomycota; Agaricomycetes; Agaricales; Pleurotaceae. Bases 1 to 429 code for a protein of 142 amino acids.